Messenger RNA from Paramormyrops kingsleyae, 975 nucleotides. RefSeq lists its product as uncharacterized. Gene Ontology annotation, molecular function: DNA-binding transcription factor activity, RNA polymerase II-specific; protein dimerization activity; RNA polymerase II cis-regulatory region sequence-specific DNA binding. Lineage: Eukaryota; Metazoa; Chordata; Actinopteri; Osteoglossiformes; Mormyridae. The record is from RefSeq and is a predicted model, not a curated record. Gene Ontology annotation, biological process: somite rostral/caudal axis specification; regulation of transcription by RNA polymerase II; heart morphogenesis. Gene Ontology annotation, cellular component: nucleus.
CCAGCACUGGCUGAACAUGAGAGGAGAGAGAUGGGGGCAUGGAGAAAGAAUCUUCAGGGUCUCCACAGCUGGGGAGGGGGCACCGCUGAGGUGUCACUUCACACCUCCCGGUCCUGGAUAAAAACAGGCCUGUUUGAGUGGCUCUCACAGCUUGUUGCAUUUCUCAGACGGACACAGAGAGACAGCAUGGACUCCCCUUCCCAGAUCGGCUACAGCACCCAGGACCAGUGGUUCUGGCCCAGCUCAGACUCUGAGUUCUACAGCACCACCUCCCCAGAAGCUGUAUCCCCAGACUGCUGCCUGGAGGUCAGUUUCACCGGCUCUCCCACGGGUUAUCAGCUUGCCUGCUCACCAGAGCCCACGACACCCAAGUUCCCGGCCCCGAGCAGGCUGAGCGGCCCCGCCAGGAGGAAGGCGGGCAGAACCCGAUGUCGGAACCCCAGCAAGCAGCGGCAGAGUGCCAGUGAGAAGGAGAAGCUGAGGAUGAGGGACCUGACCAAGGCGCUGCACCACCUCCGGACCUACCUGCCCCCCUCUGAGGCCCCCGCCGGACAGACCCUGACCAAAAUCGAGACCCUGCGUCUCGCCAUCCGCUAUAUCAACCACCUGUCGGCCCAGCUGGGUCACACGGAAGAGAACCUCCACUCGCGUCAGAAGGAUCUCGCAGCCCUGGAGUGCCGACAUGCACCAGACCUCAUGAUGUUGUGCCAGUCCAGCUCGUUGGGGGGACACUGGGGGCACAGUGAGGAGGAUCAUGUGGGGCAGUAUCACAGCCCGGUCCUGGCCUCCCCAGCCGCAGAAAUGGAGCCUGAUCAGCUGAGCGGGAGCCUGGAACUGACUGUACAGGAAGACAUCUUUAACUCCAGCCUGGAGUCGCUGUUGGAGUCGCCAGAGUACCGACACUCCACACAGGACUAUCAGAUUUACAACAGAGACUUUGGCUGCCAAAGAUUUCAUCAAGAGCUCUGGAUAUGA